Formica exsecta is the source of this 2132-nucleotide messenger RNA. RefSeq lists its product as uncharacterized. The record is from RefSeq and is a predicted model, not a curated record. The transcript is spliced from 5 exons. Gene Ontology annotation, biological process: DNA repair; telomere maintenance. Gene Ontology annotation, molecular function: DNA helicase activity. Lineage: Eukaryota; Metazoa; Arthropoda; Insecta; Hymenoptera; Formicidae. The annotation marks the transcript as partial.
CAGCAUGUUUGGCAUUAGGUUUAAUCGAAGAUGAUGAUGAAUGGAAACGAGCUAUGAAUGAAGCUGUUGGAUGGAUGAUGCCUCGACAACUUUGUAGAUUAUUUGUGCGAAUAUUAUUACAUUGUCAGUCACUACAUCCUGAAGAUUUGUGGGAAAAUUUUCAAGUAGCAAUGUCUGUGGAUUACGUUCUACAUUUUGGUAUUUUACAAGGACAAAAUAAAGCUUAUGCGCAAAUUAAUAGUAUGCUUCGUACUGAAGGACACGAUGUUGCUGCUAUAACAAUUGAGCCAAUAACAGAAAAUGUAAUUAUUGAUCAUGAUGAGAUACGUGAGUUUAUAGAAACUCGCUAUGUUGGACCUGUAGAAGCCAGUUGGCGUAUACUUGGGAAAAAGCUACAAGAUAAAAGCCAUACCAUAAUGCGUUUACCAGUUCAUCUUCCUAAUGAACAAAACGUUAUAAUUGAAAACGAAGCCAUUGAAGAGGCAAUGACUUCUGCUUUAAAUCAAGCUACAAUGUUGAUUGAUUAUUUCUCAUUAAAUUCUCGCGACGAAGAAGCAAGACAAUAUUCAUCUGUAGAAAUUCCAUGUUAUUAUACGUUUAAAAAAGAGAAAAUCAAUGGUAGAAAUGUAUCGCAUUGGAUUAAACGCAAAAGUCAUUAUAAUUGUAUAGGACGAAUGUAUUCCGUUAGUCCAACACAAACAGAAUUAUUUCAUUUACGACUAUUAUUACUCACUGUAAAGGGAGCUAAAAGUUUUAUUGAUUUAAAAACUGUAAAUGGAGAAGUUUGUCAAUCAUUUUCAGCGGCAUGUCUAGCUUUAGGUUUGAUUGAAGAUGAUGAUGAAUGGAGACGAGCUAUGAACGAAACUGUUGGAUGGAUGAUGCCAAGACAACUUCGUAGAUUAUUUGUACGUAUAUUAUUACAUUGUCAACCAUUGCAUCCUGAAGAGCUAUGGGAAAAUUUUAAAGUAGCAAUGUCGGAAGAUUAUGUACGACACUUUGGAAUGUUACAAGGACAAAUAAAAGCAUAUGCGCAAAUUAAUGCUAUGCUGUGUGCUGAAGGCAAAAGUUUGGCUGAUUUUUCACAAAUGGAACAAUUGCAAGAAAAUAACGAAGAACAUGAUUAUGUGACAAUUGAAGAAGCUAUAGAAGUUGGUGGUUCAGCGACAUUGUUGCCAGCAGGAAAAACGGUUCAUAAGACAUUUGGAUUGCCGGUUCCAUUAUUUGCUGAUUCAUCAUCUAGCAUUAAAAUCCAAUCAAAGGAAGCUCAAUAUUUGAAAAAAAUAAAUAUUUUUAUUUGGGAUGAAGCGCCAAUGGCACCACGAUAUGCUCUAGAGAUUAUGGAUCGAACAUUGCGUGACAUCAUGAAUAAUAAUUUACCUUUUGGUGGAAAAAUUAUUGUAUUAGGUGGUGAUUUUAGGCAACUUCUUCCUAUUAAAAUACAUGGUACCCGAUGUGAAAUCGUGAAUCUUUCCAUCAAAUUUAGUCCUAAUUGGAAACAUUUUAUAAGUUUCUCUUUAACGGAAAACAUGAGAGUUCUCCCAGAGGAAACUGAAUUUGCAAAAUUUCUAUUGGAUUUGGGAGAUGGCAUAUUAAAUGAUUCUAAUGAUAAUAUACAACUUCCGGAUUAUUGUAUUGCACCCAUUAGUGCUGAUAUUGUAGAAGAUAUAUAUGGUGAUCUAAUACGAAAUAAAGAAUUUAAUAAAAUGGCUAAGUGUGCAAUACUUUCUGCAAGAAAUGCUGAUGUCGAAGAAAUUAAUAAACGAGUUGUUGAAUUAUCAGAUAUAUCUGAGGAACAAAUUUAUACAAGUACAGAUAGUACUGAAAAUUGCGGUGAUAAUUGUGAUAUUAAUGAAGUUUUACUACCAGAAUAUUUAAAUACUUUAUCUCCAUCAUCUCUUCCUUCUUAUGAAUUACGUUUAAGACCGAAUUGUAUCAUUAUGUUGAUUAGAAAUCUCAGUAUCAAUGAAGGUCUUUGCAAUGGGCAACCUGCUUCCACCGGCUAUACCCCAGGGACGCCGAGAGCUAGGACUGAUCUGGUGGAUUCUAGGGGAAUGACGUUAGGCACGGAACUAAACUUUACUAGAGUAAUUUUACUGGAUGUUAAUUCUAGGGAUAUGAGCAUGCGCAAUUAG